CUGCGUCUGGACAGUGGCACUGGUGGCAUGCCAACUACUGUCAACUUGAACGACGUCCCAUGGCUCAACGCUCCUGGUGUCUAGUACUAUAGGAUAAAUCUCACGAGUAUGAAACCAUGUGAAUAUCGUCACGACUCUUCUAUGGCCGACAGGCCGCCCGAGACUGAACUGCCAUGCCCUCCACGCAUCAGGACAACCCGAGCCCUUCCGCCUCGUCCAUAUUCCUCCCACUCGGUCGACGGGCGCGUCGAGACUCGAAAUCUUCCAUUUCGCGGGAACUGGACCAGGACGCUCUCAACGAGGCACUGGACACUAUCCACAAUGCAGCAUCACAAUCCAACAACUUGACGGUUUUCAACGAAUAUACCGAUCCGCCAGCCGCAAACCAGAAUUCUGAAAAUAAAACCCUGGCAGAGGAGAUACAAGGUGGCAUAUCGGGCUUGUACAAUAAAUUAAUCGCCAGUGUGGGGGCCACAAAGGAUGGCGAAGAACAACAUGAAGGGAACACGACGUUACUACAUGGGGAUGACCGGGCCAGUUCCAAGUCUGGCUCGGCUCUUACGUCCAAGGCUCAUUCGCCCCGGCUGCAUCCCUUCGACUCGCCUGCUGCAACUGACGGACCUGCCCAGUCAUCGAGGAUGUCGUCGAAAGCAACAAGUGUGAGCAAGGUCUCGAUGCCUUCCACCCCUGCCUUGAAAUCGCCAACCGUCCCCCCUCAACCUUCGUCACUAUUGGCAGAUCCGUCUGUCACGUCUGUCAAUAUACAUGCCGUCAGCUCUGCAAGCCAUUCCAGGACAGGCUCUGGAUUUGAUCUGGAGUCUCCUGCUUACGACCGGAGCUUGGCCGCUUCAGCAGAUAGCGAAAGCUUAAGAAGGGCCCUGUCAAGACCUAGCAAUGAUACCUCCUCAACGGAUAGGAGCAUCCGCCUUGUUGUUUCUCCUCAGCCCACGGGAACACAACGACCGAGCGGUCGGACAGUCCCGGCUUCUCAUGAACGGGGAUUAUCGUCUACAUCGGUUCAAAGCCAUUUGAGCCACGCCGAACCCGUGUCUGCCCAAAACACCGGCACAUUGCAAGAUGACAAAUCUGCGACCAGAGUCAGUUCUAGCAGACAAGAUGCUGCACCUCAACAGAAGCAGCAUUCGAACCCGCUGGAACUCUUAGCCGAAAACGUCGCAACCACGUCUAGAAGCGCAUCCCAGUCACAUGGGAAGAGCUCAGAUGCAUCAGGAUUGAAAUCUCCCUUGCUGGACACUGCGGAGCGGCAAACCGCCAGCGCCAGGACAGGCCCGAAGAUCAGUCAAUCGAAGUUACCCGGCUUUCGGGUCUCGCGCACAUCUUCCUCCGAUUCCACAAUUCCUCCCUCGGGCCGUAAUGAGCGACAUUCUUCUAUGGGCGACAAAAACAAGAAUGCCGAAGCCCGCUCUUCCCAAGCGAGGCCUGUCAACAAGUUACGCAGCAAACUCUUGAGCAAGGAGUUCUGGAUGAGAGAUGAGAAUGCAAAGGACUGUUUCCACUGUGGAGAGCAAUUCACCACCUUCCGCCGAAAACAUCACUGCCGUACGUGUGGCCAGAUCUUUGAUAACAAAUGUACAGUGCUCCUCAACGGAAGCUACUUCGGCACCAACGGUGCCGUUAGGGUCUGCAAGCCUUGUGAAUCAAUCAUUGCUUCUCAUGACGAUGAUUCCUCUGACUACUCGGUUGAAGAUUCUGCUCUGCCAGACUCAGCUGGCCGGCCCUGGACGCCGGAGCCAUUAUCACAUAGGAGCUCAUUUGCUCGAUUUGAAGACGACAAUGCCUCGGUCACGUCGCAUUUGUUGGAGCACAUGGCAAAAACUCCUACCAUGAGUUUUCCUGUUCGUCGAGCUUUUGAGGGUGCCGACAGAACAUCUGCAGUCCUCGAAUUUGACACCACUGACAGACCUUUACCACGACCCAGCUCGUCAAGGUCGCUGAAAGUUAGCCACUCUAUCGGCCAUGGUCAUAAGCGGCAUCACUCGCGACACCAGCACAUAAGAAAUUUCAAGGCGUAUCAUGAAGACCGAGCUCCGUUCCAACGGCGCGCCGCUGAAGAAACCCUCCGAGAGGGCAAGGCUUCCGCCUUUCAUCGUGACAGCAUUAUUGACCCCGAUCUUGCACAAUACUUGUCUGAUGAUCCCUCUAGCGAGGAUGAGCAAUCGCUUAACGAAGCCCUAAGCAGCCCCGACAAGUUAUCUCGCAGCGGCCAUGACAGCGACAAGUCCACUCUGGGCGGACUUUUAGCCGCUGUGCGAAAAGGCCGUUCACGAAUCGGCGACCGCAGUAUCGCUGGGUUCCUGAAUUUGGGGCGGGACAACGAUGAUAGCAGUGUAUCUGGCUCUCGCAACAUCGAUAUCCUAAGACAUCCUCGGAAGCGUAACCUGAGUGUCUCAAGCAGUGUUCAUCAACGUGGCACUCCCAGGUCUACUAGAGAACGACUGCAUAUCAUCAUCCCAGGAGCACAGGAUGAUGUGCAGGAGACCACUGCAGAUGCUGUGAGUGCCUAUCGCGGCGGCUCAAGAAUUACUCGAAGUGCAUCUAUGCGUGGUGUGGCCGCGCCGCCGAUGGAACUCAAUCGUGCGAGCAUUCAGCAUGUGCAUAAGCUGCUACAGCAGCUCCUGAAAGAUGCCAAUGUCCCGAAAAUCUCGAGUUGGGAGGACGCUCUUAUUCCGAUCCUGCUCAAGGCCACCGACGAUGUGGACCCGGACGUUCCAGGUGGCGACGACAUAGACAUAAGAAACUAUGUCAAAUUGAAGAAGAUUCCAGGAGGCAAGCCAGGGGAUACUGCAUAUAUCUCUGGAUUGAUAUUCACCAAAAAUGUGGCUUUGAAGAGCAUGGCCCGCUCCCAUUCGAACCCGAAGAUCUUAAUUAUCACAUUUCCUCUCGAGUACGCCAGGCAUGAACAACACUUCAUGAGUCUUGAUCCCGUCAUCAGGCAAGAAAAGGAAUACCUCUCAAACCUCGUCUCUCGCAUCGCCGCCUUGAAACCGGACGUGCUCUUGGCUCAGCGAAAUGUGUCAGGCUUAGCACUGGAACUACUCGAUAAAGCGAAGAUUACGACCAUCUUCAACGUCAAAUCAUCCGUGCUAGAAGGGGUCUCUCGCUGUACACAAGCUCGGAUUGCCAACACCAUGGACAAGCUCACCUCCCAACCAGACCCGCUUGGUCACUGCGAAUCCUUUGAAGUCAAAACGUUUGUUGCCGAUGGGCGGAAGAAGACAUAUGUCUAUUUGUCGGGAUGUCCUCCCCAACUGGGCUGCACAAUUGCGCUCAGAGGUGCAGAUCGAGAAACAUUAUCGAAGAUCAAACGCGUUACCGAUUUCAUGGUCUACGUGGUCUAUAAUCUGAAGCUGGAGACGUGUCUGAUGAGGGACGAGUGGGCCCUCAUACCCAGCGCUCCCACCGAAAAGGGCUCCGAAUCCAACAAAACUCCCGCCCAAACUAUGAAGAAGAACUUGACGGACGGUAACGACAACGAAGCGAAGCCAAAGCAAGCGGAAGGACAUCCUGCAGACCUUGACGAACAAACCCGCGACGUCUCCGAGGUCUCCAAUGCAGAAAUGCCUGCGUUAGAAAAGGAAGGAGAGCCUGCCUCCGCCGCCCAUGUAGACAGCCCUGAUACAGUGCACAUUCCGGAUGAUAUUCCCGUGCCUACGUUUUAUGAAGACCUUGUGCUCAAACACGAGACCCGGAUCCUCUCAGCUUCGCCAUUCGUCAAGUUCGCUCAACCCUAUCUCCUAAUGCGCGCUCGCGAGCUUGAAAGGCGCGUUGCUUACCUCAAAAGACUUCGAGAUCAAGAUCUAUCUGCCGAACAAGCUAUGGAUGACAAAGGCAAAACGCCCAAGUUUACUCUCAUCCAUCCGGAAAUGGUGCAUCGACCACUUGCUGGGGCCAGCAAGAAGGUGCGCGAGAUCAUCCAUGCAGUUCACGACGCUGAAUAUGACAAGGCCCUGCACAAUUAUGAAACUCAGAAGAAGCAGUGGGAGACAUAUCUCUCAGGGAACCGGAACUUGUUCGAUCCUUACGCGCACCAGAACAUUGUGGUGUUGUUUAGUCUAGUCUCAACAGAGACGUCUGUUCCCUGCUCUGGCCCAGAUCUUCUUGCCUUCAGUUUCUACAACGAGCACGAAACCGAAGCCGAAUUCGAAGCAGACUGUACCCUGGGACAAUAUGUCGAGGAUCUGUGUUAUCGCGCAAACGAGAUUUGUCAAUCCGAAGCUUGCGAGAAGAGAAUGUUUGAACAUCAUCGACAAUACGUGCACGGCGAGGCUCAGAUCACUGUCUUCGUCCAGCCUUACCCAGCGAAAAUGCGAGGCUUCCAGGACGUCAUCCUCAUGUGGAGUCAGUGCAAGAUCUGUGGCGUCGAGACCACCGUCACACCUAUGUCCUCGAGCACAUGGAAAUAUUCGUUCGGAAAAUAUCUUGAACUCUCGUUUUGGAGUGCAGAUCUGCAUGCCCGGGCAGGCAUCUGCCCCCACGACCUACACCGGGACCAUCUGCGAUAUUUCGGCUACAAAGAUUUCGCCCUUCGCGUCCACUACGAUCCUAUUGAUUUACUUGAGAUCAUUGUUCCGAGGAUGAGGGUUACGUGGAAAGUUGACAAUGAUCUGAAGUUUCGCAAUGACGUUUAUACCCGCUUGGAGCAUCGAAUUACCCGGUUCAUGGUGUCUGUCAAGCUUCGUCUCAAGAAUAUCAACCUGGACGCCGUCCUCCCUGAAACACUCGAAGCCUGCCGUGCCGAGAUCGAUCGGCUAACCAAGAGAGCGACGGAAGAGCAUGCCAGUCUAAUCAGACAACUUCAGGAGCGCUAUACAAACUCGAGGUAUUGGGAGACGAUCCCGCUCAACGGCAUCCUCCGUGCAACACAAGAAAAAGUCUCGGAAUGGGACAACGCCUUUGCAGAUUUUGAGAAGAAUUAUUUGCCUUCCGAAAGAGAUAUCCGCAGAUUGGCUGCCUUGCAAUUGCGCAAAAUCUUCCUUGAAAGAGAUGGCUCUGUCACGUCUCUGAUCUCGGCGGACGAAGGUGCAACCACCCCUUCAGCGGAGGAAGCUGUCAAUGAAAAAGAGCCACCCGAAGCCCCUGCAUCAAUCCAUGAGCUCGAUCGAGGCGCAAAUCUGUCUCCCGAGAAAACACAGGACGUUCUACAGUCAGUCUUCGAGGAGCACUCCAAUGCGUCUGCCUCGGAAAAGGACUCCACGGAACCUUCAGAAAUCAAGCCUUUGGAUGUGCAGAACCUACCUUCCGUUUUGGACGGACCAAGGAACGUUGAAGAUGUGAAACACCUUGAUUUGGCCAUAGCAUCGCCAAGUCAACGUCCCACUCUGCCAGCAGAACCAGUUGUUGUGCAACCGCUUGCUGCCGAGGAUUCGGCAAGACUUGGAGACACCAAUUCCGGACAGAUCAACACAAUCUCACCUGCCGCAGUCGAUGGGGCAUCCAGUCGUCUAGGGAGUGUCGGAUCCAUUUCGGAUGCGUCACCAGCCGUUUUGCCUCAGAUAGUCGCCCAGGAUCUUAGUACCCCUCGGACAAUGCGACGAACCAAAGAUGGCAGCUCCUCUUCGCCGGUCCUAGCACGUGCACAAUCUCAGCCGGCUGGCUCAGUGGCCCUUCGACGAAACCUGGGACAGCCUCCCUCGAGCACCCUUUCGGUCCUCAACGCAAUGAAUGGUUUUGCGACAGUACACAAUAAGCAGAGUCCUUCAAUGUCUCCGGGUGGUGACGACGCGAGUUCACAAUCGUCCGAGAAAAAGUUAUCUGAGCGGCUGGGACUGUCCCAGUUGAAAAAGAACACAUUCUCAAAAGGUCACUCUUUGAUUCCGCGAGCCAUCAAUAGCCGUAAAGAUUCGCGCGUCUCCAACCUUGCCAAGCAUUUCGAGCAGCUAAGUCGUGAAUUUGAAAGGGAACGGAUCCGAGAACGAAGGUUGCGGGCUGCCAGAAGCAAACAAUCUCGUGUUUACCCUCUUGCAGUCUCCAAGCCCAUCGUCGAGGUCUACAAGGAUGUCGACGAAGCUGUCGAGGAAAGAGGCGAUUCGGAUGAUGUAUUUGGUCUCGAUCUUGACUCGCUGGAGGAGAAUGGGCAGACAGUUAACACCGCUGAAGGGAUGGCUGAGACACAGGCAACUCAGCGAGGAGAUCCGGACUCACACGUUGAAGAGAGGCCAGCAGACACAACGGAAAAUGAAGUCGAUGUUCCGGAAUCCAGCCACGCAGCUUCCGAGAUCGAGGAUCGGAGUGAUAUCGAAGAGGACUCGGAGGACAUCCAACUGCCCGAUUCGCCCGAGGAUCUCUUGCGAAUAUCUCAGGAAGACGUGGAUCUCAAAGAGCUUCCCAAGCAUGAACGGACCUCGUUGAUGAAAAUGUUGACCAACUUCUGGGCCGAACGCUCCUCAAGUGGAUGGACGCCGCUGGAAUAUCCUCUUGGUUCGGCUGAACAUAUCUUUGCCGAUUGUGACAUUAUUGUCCGCGAAGACGAGCCAAGCUCCAUCAUUGCAUUCGCCUUGGACUCGCAAGACUACAAGACAAUGUUGUAUAAUAUGCAAAACCGUCCAGUCCGUGACAACGUUGCUCUCGACCUGAGCGGGCAUGACGAGCAUAUCGACGAUCCGCAAGCCGAUGUGAUGCACUCACUGUUGCGAAAGACAGGGACUCAUUUGAAAUACCAGUUCCAAGAAGGUCCCGCGAAGAUGGUGUGCAAGAUCUUUUUUGCAGAACAAUUCGACGCCGUUCGCAGGAAAUGUGGCGUCGCUGACAGGAUCGUCGAAUCGCUGUCCAGAUGCCUGAAAUGGGAUUCCAAAGGAGGCAAGACCAAAUCAAUUUUCCUGAAAACUCUAGACGAUCGAUUUGUUCUGAAGUCGUUAUCGCCUGUCGAGACGCAGUCGUUCCUGAAGUUCGCGCCCAACUAUUUCCAAAUCAUGUCCGAGGCCUUCUUCCACGAACUGCCCUCGGUUAUUGCCAAGAUGCUGGGCUUUUACCAGAUCAUCAUCAAAAACCCCGUGACGGGGCUGGAGUACAACUGGUUUCUGGUGCUCAUGGAAAACCUUUUCUACGACCGCGUCCCUACCCGCAUCUUCGACCUGAAAGGAAGCAUGCGCAACCGCAAGAUCAACGCGACUGGAGAAAAGAAUGAGGUUCUCCUGGAUGAAAACAUGGUCGAAUUCAUCUACGAGUCGCCCUUGUUUACACGCGAGCACAGCAAAAAGCUUUUGCGGUCAUCCGUUCACAAUGACACCUUGUUCCUGGCGCGCCAGAAUGUCAUGGACUACAGCUUGAUGCUGGCGAUCGACGAGACUCGCAAAGAGCUCGUGGUCGGCAUCAUUGAUUGUAUCCGCACCUACACGUGGGACAAGAAAUUGGAGAGCUGGAUCAAAGAUCGCGGGUUCGCCCGAGGCGGCAAAAAUCGGCCCACGGUCACUAGUCCCAAGGAAUAUAAACGGAGGUUCAGGGAGGCCAUGAAUCGAUACGUCCUCGAGGCGCCGAGCUGUUGGUAUCAGUUCAGGCCGGUGAGUAAGCUCGAGAGAAGGAUUUUGGGUAAAAUUGAAGGGGAUGCGGAUGAUAAGGGUGAAGAGGUGCAGAUCAGUUAGAAUGGCGAAAGAGAAAAGGCGGGCAAGUAUCGUUGUAGUGACCCCGUCUUCUAUCCGGCAUAUAUGGGGCCCGGUGAGGAAGUCAACCUAUUUGAUUUGUUCUUGGAGCAUGAGCGACGGGCGAUCGGGGGCGUUUGGUUCAUUGUGGGAAGCACAGCCCAUAUAUGGGCGUUGGUGUCAAUCCUCAUUGCUAUUGUUUUCAUCCAUGACCAUGACCAUGACCAUGACCUUGAAUAUGAGCAUGAGCAACGAUGUACGUAUAUACACUACACGCGAAUAAACGCAUGAACAUGAACACGAACACGGAUACGAAUAGAGAUACGAAUACGCAAACAACCGGGCAAAGGUCAUUAGAAGUCAUGUCUUCUCAUGUUGAACUCGUGUCGUUUCUCGUGUUUGAUGAACGAGACCCUCGCGUGGUCUGUUCCUGUCAUAAAGCUCG
Molecule: messenger RNA, 8040 nt
Organism: Exophiala dermatitidis NIH/UT8656
Lineage: Eukaryota; Fungi; Ascomycota; Eurotiomycetes; Chaetothyriales; Herpotrichiellaceae
Product: 1-phosphatidylinositol-3-phosphate 5-kinase
Exons: 1
Coding region: 174-7598 (2474 amino acids)
Biological process (GO): phosphatidylinositol phosphate biosynthetic process
Cellular component (GO): fungal-type vacuole membrane; endosome membrane
Molecular function (GO): 1-phosphatidylinositol-3-phosphate 5-kinase activity; metal ion binding; ATP binding
Source: RefSeq, a predicted model, not a curated record